Molecule: messenger RNA, 2214 nt
Organism: Schizosaccharomyces japonicus yFS275
Lineage: Eukaryota; Fungi; Ascomycota; Schizosaccharomycetes; Schizosaccharomycetales; Schizosaccharomycetaceae
Product: DUF1212 family protein
Exons: 2
Coding region: 1-2214 (737 amino acids)
Biological process (GO): transmembrane transport
Cellular component (GO): membrane
Molecular function (GO): transmembrane transporter activity
Source: RefSeq, a predicted model, not a curated record
AUGCAACUACGGCUUGAUCCGCGUCGUCCUAACUGGCUAACAUCUGCAAGUCAAGACAGUGAAGAGGAUGUCACAUCAAAUGAUGGCAGCACAAAGCAUUAUGCAUCUCUUUUACAACGACCGGCAAUAGAACUCAAUCCCCAGUUUUUCUUUCCGUCAAGAAAUAAACCAAGGACAAUAGGUAGAGCAAACUGUGUGAUUCCAAGUAUUAAAAUUGAAGAAAAUUCGGAACAACAAGAACAAGACGAAGAUGAAAAUUCAUUCGUUAAAAGCAUUCAGAGGAACCCAUUUACAAAACACACUAAUCCAUUUAGGGAUGAUAAUUCUGAUAGUGCCGUUCAAAAUGGGUUGCGACCGGGAAUUCCUACACGCUCCGUUUCCUUCAAUAAUAAAUUAGCAUCCCAGCUUGAAGAAGAAGCUACUCGGAGACAACACUCAAGUAACAGCGAGGAUGGAACAUCAUCACCAAGUUUUUUCAGACAUAAACGUUUUCCUCUUAAUCAGUCAGCCUUGAGUUUGGAUUUGUCUUCGCGCAGACGCGAUUCUCAAAAUUCUAAAGACUGGUCGUCCGAACAGCCGCAUCAGGAUAAUGAAGCAGGUCUUGAAGAAUCUAGUAGGAAAGGCUUUUUAGCUUGGAUACUUAAAUUGUUCGUGAGUCGUGACGCAAAUGCAUACAUUGGACCCUUGGACGUGAGUAUUAGCGGCCAUCUGAAAUUGCUUCCGAAAAUUGUGAACAGUGUCCAGAAGGAAAAACAAAGUUUGGAGAAGGAACAGCCCCAACCGGAAAACGGAACUUAUCGUGAACGUUUAAGUUAUGCUUUCCAUAAGUAUGCACGUUCUGACCUUCAUCGAAGUCGUUCUAAACUACGAAUUACUGUUCAUCCAGAUCCUUAUGAAAAGAGGCAGCUGUUUAUAAUUAAACUGUGCGAAUCACUUAUGCGAUUUGGUACACCAAGUCACCGUAUUGAAAAAAGUUUAAAUACCGCUGCCAAAGUCUUAGAUGUUGGUUGUAAAUUUCUUUAUUUUCCGGAUUGUAUGGUACUGUCGUUUACUAAACAGGAAACACAUUCAGCAGAUAUAAACAUCGUUCACGCUUCUACCAUAACAGACUUAAACCGGAUGGCUUUAGUUAAUGAAGUGUACCGACGUGUGAUAUUUGAUGAGCUGGGUGCAACAGAAGGUGCCGAGACUCUACAAAAAAUCAUAUCCUUUCUUCCUCUCUACCGGUCUUGGCUGGUUGUGUUUAUGCAUGGACUUGCGAGUGCUUCUAUUCUACCAGUCGCUUUCGGAGGAGGAUGGAUCGACACACCGGUUGGAUUCUUUCUUGGUCUUAUCUUGGGCUUCUUACGUGUUUAUGUCGCUCCACGCUCAUAUAUAUUCAACAACCUUUUUGAAAUUAUUGUAUCUAUAUUGACUACUUUUCUCGGUCGAGCGUUUGGUAGCAUAUAUCGAGGAAGUACAGAGGUUUUCUGUUUUGCAGCUCUUACGGAGGGCGCUAUUGUGCUCAUCCUUCCUGGAUAUAUUGUUUUCUGUGCAGUGCUGGAACUUCAAUCAAAAAGCAUUGUUGCUGGAGGGGUCCGAUUGUUGUAUGCUAUUAUAUUUUCCUUGUUUCUAAGCUUUGGUAUUACCAUUGGUGCUGCUCUCUAUGGUUGGAUGGACAAAAAAGCAACUAAUCAAAGUACAUGUCCUUCUACGAGGGCUGUAAAUCCCUUAUAUUACAUUCUUUUGAUUCCUAUCUUCACAAUGUGCUUGCUGAUUGUUAAUCAAGCACAUCCCAGGCAAUGGCCAAUCCAAAUGAUAAUUUCUUGUGUGGGAUAUCUCGUUAAUUAUUUCUCCUCUUUGCACUUUGGCACUAGUCAAAUUUCAAAUGCUAUUGGUGCUUUUGCAAUUGGAUGUUUUGGGAAUGUCUACUCACACUUUGGUAAAACAAUGUCUUUUGCAGCUGUGCUUCCUGCAAUAUUUGUGCAAGUUCCUUCGGGUUUUGCUGCCCAGGGAGGCGUCAGUGCUGGAUUGCAGACGGCAACGAACAUUGUUAACCAUAAUACUACGACUAAUACCACAGUUGUCACUGUUCAAGACAAUCAAAACAGUUCACUUCAAUUUGGUUUUACGAUGGUUCAGAUUGCAAUAGGGAUUGCCGUUGGUUUCUUUGCCAGUUCCAUAACUAUUUAUCCAUUUUUUGGUAUAAAUCAAAGCAAAGACGAAGAAGAUUAA